ACUCCCAUCUCCCUCAUGACGUCACCACACCACAAUGGCGUUGGACGGGAACGGUUCGUGUUCCACCUCGUCUUCGGAGGACCAAAGCGAGAAAAAAACAUCCGUUUCAUUCGGUUUCGCUAAAACAUUGAGCAAAUUCAAACCUCCGAGUGGCGACGCCCUGACAGAGAAAGAUGACAUCGAUUAUCUGACCGGAAUCACCAAGAAUGAAUUGCAGAGUACGAAGCCAUCUGAAGAACCAACGGAACUUGUCAUCCCCUUGAUUCUGAAAAACCGCUGGCGCGACCCCCACCAAGACAACCAGACCCUUGGAAGUGGAGACAAAAUUUGCAAAUCGACUCAACUCAAUGGUGAUGGAAGUGGAGACAAAACUCACGAGAGUGACUCCGUGGAGGCUCAGGCGGUCAAAGAGCUUAUUGAAGAUUCAAGGCGGAAGCUGGAAGAGUUGCAGUCGGAGGCUCAUCUCAACCUAACCAUCCCCCUGUUGGCGCAAAACAAGGUGCCUGAUGGCUUUGAGGAUGGUGACCAUUUAAAUGUGGAGCUGCGGCCAGAUCCUUCAACAGAAGAAGAUUAUGAGAGAGUUCCUGUUGAAGGCUAUGGACUGGCCAUGCUGAAGGGGAUGGGCUGGAAGAAAGGGGAAGGCAUUGGCCGCACCUUCAAACAAGAUGUGAAGCCAUAUGAAUACAAGCCCCGUGUCAUCGGCUUGGGUCUCGGGGCAGAUCGCUCGGCCAUCAAGGAUCUGGAGCCCAGAAAACGUCGGCGCCCGCCCAAGCCUGGCGAGGAACGCGACGAGGAAGAGGAGGAGCACCUGGUGUUGGGUCGCGGCGGAUGCGUGCUGCUGGAGUCAGGGGCGCAUAAAGAGCGCUACGGAAAGAUUGAAGCUCUGGACACGGACAAUGCUCGCGUCUUGGUGAAGUUGGCGAUUGGCGGUGAUGUGGUUUCAGUCCAUCAGUAUGCUGUGAAAUUGGUCAAGCAGAAGGAAUACGACAGAUACGGCAAAGACCUCAGUCGUCUCAGCAAAGCACAUAAAACCAAGGUAAAAGAGGAGCGGGAGCGUGACGAGCGACAGCGACAGGAGGACAGAAAGGGGCGGCACACAGAUGAGGUCAAGUCUUCCGAGAGAGAUGGAGGAAAAGAUGACAGGAAAAGGAAACACAGAGAAUCCAGUCAUGACAGGGAGAAGCCUCCGCAAAAAGAGGCAAGGCAAGCAAAGGCGCCGCCCUGCUGGCUCCAGCGCGACUUGAAAGUUCGUUUUGUAGAUAAAGAUUUCAAGGGGGGAAAAUACUACAACUCAAAGAUGCGUGUGGAGGAUGUCUUAACGCCAUCGACCUGCAUUUGCCGAACUGAAGAAGGAAGACUGAUAGAUGAUGUGAAGCAGGACAUGUUGGAAACAAUAGUGCCCAAAAGCGAAUAUGACGCCAUCAUGGUUGUACUUGGUGACCAUCGGGGACAGGUGGGCCGUAUUCUGCAGCGGGACAAGGACAAGUGCAGAGCGAUGGUCCAGCUUGACAGAUAUGAAAAGAAACUCUUCACUUUGGACUAUGACUUUAUUUGUCACUAUUUAGGAGCUUCUGACCACUGCUGAAUUUUGGCAAAUAUUUCAAUUAUUGUCUUAUUGUAACAACAAAGCAUCAUUUUUGUAAUGUUUGGAAUAAAAUUGUGAAUUUGCACACAUUA
Hippocampus comes (tiger tail seahorse) is the source of this 1677-nucleotide messenger RNA. It is a transcript of the gene gpkow, whose product is annotated as G patch domain and KOW motifs. Gene Ontology annotation, biological process: mRNA splicing, via spliceosome. Gene Ontology annotation, molecular function: nucleic acid binding. Bases 35 to 1585 code for a protein of 516 amino acids. Lineage: Eukaryota; Metazoa; Chordata; Actinopteri; Syngnathiformes; Syngnathidae. Gene Ontology annotation, cellular component: spliceosomal complex. The transcript has 11 exons. The record is from RefSeq and is a predicted model, not a curated record.